CGGUAUCUUUUUCAGAUCAUUUUUAUAAAUUCAAAAUAUGAAAAAUUCUUAACAGUAUAAAGGAAAAUUUUUUAUAUACGCUAGAUCUGAAAAUUAGCGUGCACUUUGGAAUCAAUCGAAAAUAAACGAAAGGUAAGAAAAACAUUUUCGCACAGUAUUCCUCAGCAGGGACAUUUGUUUGCAAAUACUCUCGAUAGUAUUUCCUUCAAAUGGAGACGGAUGUCCUUACGAUAACGUUCGACGGAUCGUGGGAGGCACGCGCACGGCUAGCUCAACCUUCCCGCUUUUCCGGAAACGGCGGACGUAACCGCUUCCGGAAAAGCGGACCGGUUGAUUGGCCGCGCACGGCGCUUCUUGACGCGCGCAGCACGCGGUACCGUCGCGCGUGUGAAUGUGAACAAGGGGCCCAUUUAGCGUCCGGUCACCGUGGCGACGACGGUGUGGCACGCUGUGUACGACGUGUAACGCUCGACGGUUCGGCCCGCUCGACUCGAGCGAAAGAGAAAGAGAAAGAGAGAGAAGGAGAGAGUACCGCGGCCAACGGUAUAGCGUGAGGUGCGCGACUCGCAUCGCGUGCGAUCCGAAUAGUGUUGCGCUAUUAAUAAGCGUGUUUGCACGUAUCGUUGUUACACGUACGACAUGGGACACGCGUUCGUCUGUUUCCGCUACUGCCUGGUUGCCGGCGCGAUCCUCCUUGGCAUUUCCGGCGCGGUUAUGAGCGUGUUCGCCGGUUUCUUCAUCUAUCAGCUGCAUGAAUACGCGCCGCUUACACCCAACUACGUGUGCGGGUCAUCCGCAACUUUGCUGGCGAUGGGCGUUAUCACAUGCGGGAUCGGCUGGUUUGCCUGGCAAUUCCUGGACUUUUCCAACAGAGGACAAGUGAUUAUUUUUGCUGUAGCACUGGCGAUCUUGGUGCUCAUUGAAACUAGUGUUGGGAUUUGGUCCCUGGUACGACAUGAGCAGAUAGACACUCUGUCACCCGAGCGACACAAAGAGAUCUUUGCCCUUGCAAUCGGGGAUGAUAAGCCCAUCUGGGAUCACAUGCAGUCCACGUUACAAUGCUGUGGAAUAGAUGGGCCUUCCGAUUAUCGUGGUGUGAACGCGAUUCCUUGGUCCUGCUGCAAUAAAAAGAUGAAUCACGAGAACGACACCGGGGGUGUUUGCAACGUUAUCAGCAAACGCGGAUGUCAGCACGUCGUAUUAAAUCGGACGAGAUCGAUUCUCCUUCACGUUUUUCUGCUCGCUCUAGGCUCCGUGCUGCUGCAGAUUUCCUUCAUAGCGUGCACGACUUGUUACGUCAGGAUCUAUAAAGACAAAAUGGAAAGGAGGACAUCGGAGGUAGUGACGCGCAUGUCUAUGCAAGAUGUAAAAGAAAUGGAUACUAGAAACAAGCUUUUGAUGCGUCAAUCAAAACAUUUGCACAAUUCUGGCGAUCCCUAGCAAAUGCUGGAUAUCACGAAGGAUAGAGAUGCAUGUUACUCAAGGACGUUGCGCCAUUGUGAUAUGCGAAAUACAUUUCGUGUGGUAACAAUAUCAACGGUGUACAGAUACCCUAAUGAUAUGGAUAUCGUUCCUGCUAUACGGGGUAUUCCAGACCGAUCGAGAAAUACUUCGGCAAAUACUUCUGCUGAUUUUUCUUCGUGUUCUGGUCACUUGAACUGCUUAGUAAAUAAAUCUCAAUAUUUUUGAUUAAUAUUUUGAAAAAGAAACAUUUUAAUUUACAAUGACAUUUUUUUUUUAAAGAUAUCUCAUUGUCUUUCUCAAUUAGAUUUAAGACUGAAGAAUGUUAAAUUCGUUUAGAAGAGAAUUCUGUCUUUAAGAUAUUUUUUAAUCUUGCUUGAAUAUCCUGUAUAAAGAAAAAAAAACGACAAUAUUCUGAAAGAUGCCUGAACAGUUUGCAUCUUAUUCUUACUGCCAUUUCACAAAUAAAUAGGUGAAUUUUUACUAGAUUCUAUGACGACAUUUCUGUCUUAAUGCAGUUUUAGUUCCUAGCAACGCCAAGAGUUAUGAUUUAGUUAAAAAAAUACCGCUUUUUAUUAUUUUAGCAAACAUGGUAUCAAAAUGUUUGCAUUUUUGAGGCUUUUAUAGACAAUUUAGUUUUUGUACUUAACAUAUUUUUUAGUAUAGUAGUCAUAAAUAGGCAAUCAAUGCACAGUGCAAUGCUUCAAUCAAUCAGCGACACAACUAACAAAGUAUGGAAUAACAUGGGCAUCCAAUAUGAAUGUGUCUUUUAUAUUUUGCAUUAUUCAGAAAUGUUUGGAUGAAUAGUAUAGAUUUUAAGUAUAGAUUUGAACGAUUAGUAUGAACUUAGAUUUUAAGAAUUUUAACAGAAUUACUUGUUCUUAAUUGGACGAGUCAAAGUAAGCAAUGAAAUCAACAUAAUCGUUAAUUGUGAAUGCAGUUUUUUUCUACAUAUAUAUAUAUAUCGUUUUUUAAUUUAUAUUUUGUUUUUGCUGAUUUUCCAUUCGUAUUUUGUUCGUUCGCAAUAUUAUAUAUCUUUUAUGAUCUAGAAAUCACAAGAUAUUGAAAAUGAAAACUAUUUUUUACAAGAAGCGUGAUUGUGUGUCUGGUUUUUGUGGCAGCUUUUAUAAAAGAAAAGUAUGUUUAAAUUUGUGUUA
This is a messenger RNA of Monomorium pharaonis (pharaoh ant), 2618 nucleotides long. RefSeq names its product 23 kDa integral membrane protein. Bases 640 to 1440 code for a protein of 266 amino acids. Gene Ontology annotation, biological process: protein localization to plasma membrane; protein maturation. Gene Ontology annotation, cellular component: membrane. NCBI's taxonomy places the organism in Eukaryota, Metazoa, Arthropoda, Insecta, Hymenoptera, Formicidae. The transcript is spliced from 5 exons. The record is from RefSeq and is a predicted model, not a curated record.